AUGGGCUCAGGAGCAGGUGGAUGUGCAGUGGAUUGGGCUGGUGCAGUAGUGGAGGCAGAUGGGGCAGAUGAAGAUGUGGCUGCCUCACCAGAAGCAGCUACCUUUGCCUCUGGGAGAUCCGUAAAUCCUCUAUCGAGGCCUUAUCCCUUUUCAACAAUAGCAACACUAGCGAGUCCUCUCCCCUCUCACCUCUUCAUUUGGAAUGACAUCGAUCCAAAAUGCAUCGGAACUUCAAGCAUUGACACCACCUUCACAAUCUGGGACAUCGAAAAGGGCGUCAUUGAAAUGCAGCUCAUUGAGUACGAUAAAGAGGGAGAGAGGGUGAUGUUUGUCUUUUUUACAUCAAUUUCUACAUAUGGAUCUACUCGAAUCUUCGAUUUGAGGGAUAAAGAGCACUCCACGAUCAUCUAUGAGAGCCCUUAG
This is a messenger RNA of Arachis ipaensis, 423 nucleotides long. The record is from RefSeq and is a predicted model, not a curated record. NCBI's taxonomy places the organism in Eukaryota, Viridiplantae, Streptophyta, Magnoliopsida, Fabales, Fabaceae.